Molecule: messenger RNA, 1311 nt
Organism: Juglans regia (Persian walnut)
Lineage: Eukaryota; Viridiplantae; Streptophyta; Magnoliopsida; Fagales; Juglandaceae
Exons: 3
Coding region: 78-947 (289 amino acids)
Source: RefSeq, a predicted model, not a curated record
UCGCGCUUUUCGUUUCCUCUUCCUUCACUCUCCCUCUCUCAAAUGCUGACUGAACUCAAAGCGCGGAAGCCUCUCUCAUGGACUCGGUGGCAAUAAAGCCAAUUCUUACUUCUUUCAACUUCAACCUCUCGAACCCAAAAACCAAGCCUCUCUACUCCACCAGUUUCUCUUACUUUAGGCUCACACGCUGCAGAAAAUUCAGUACUUCCUCUGUCUCUUUUUGUCACAGGAGUGGUUCAAAUCCCAAAAACCAGAACUCGGAGUUCAGUAAUCAAGCUUUUUCUCCAAAUCCCGUCUGGGUUUUGGUCCCAAUCUUUCAAAGCAUCAAAAUAUUAGCCUCCUCGCAAACCGAGAAAAGGGCUUCGGGUGUUCAAGCCUACAAUGAUUCGGAGAAGCUGAAGGAUGGAUUUGAUGGCGUUUAUUUGCAAAAUGGAGGGAUUGGAGUAGCUUUAUUGAGUGUAACGUCGAAUGCGAAGGUUCGGAUUAGUCCGUUCGUAGCCACAUUAGCUGCGAACCCGACGUUUGUCUCGGGUUUGUUCGCGUGGCUCAUCGCGCAGUCGAUGAAGAUGUUCUUGAAUUUCUUUAUCGAGAGGAAAUGGGAUUUGAGAUUACUGUUUGCUUCUGGAGGAAUGCCCUCGUCGCACUCAGCUUUGUGCACGGCUUUGACGACUUCGGUGGCGCUCUGUCAUGGGGUGGCGGACUCGCUGUUUCCGGUUUGUUUGGGGUUUAGUCUAAUUGUUAUGUACGACGCAAUCGGAGUUAGGCGGCAUGCUGGGAUGCAAGCCGAGGUUCUUAAUAUGAUCGUUGAGGACAUGUUUCAAGGACAUCCUAUCAGCAAAAGAAAGCUCAAGGAACUUCUUGGCCACAAUCCAUCACAGGUUCUUGCUGGAGCUCUGCUUGGCAUUGUGGUGGCUUGUAUCUGUUGUCAGGUUUCCUUGGUUCCCUAAACUCCGUACUCUGCAUGCAAUUUUGGUCAGGGUACUACAUGAAUAGAGGCAAGUUUAAAGAACAUAAACAUGCACACAUUCUAACAUGAAGACCCUUUGUAGUCACUAUAUAUGGCAUUGAACUUGCUCUUCUCUAAUUCGAUUUGUGUGUCAAUAUUGAGACCUUUGGCCACGCUUGCUGUUGCUGCUGCUAUUGAUGUAGCCACCGCCUGGGUGCUUUUCACAGUGGUGAAAAUUAUUUGUAUACGGGAUCUGUGUUAAUUAUGGCAGUUCCCAUCCAAAGUUCCUAUGCCAUACUAUUAAUGCCUAAUACAAUUCCCUUUCUUUUUCUGUUCUUUUGUCUAUCAAAAUGUUUUGUUGUACA